AUGGACGGCAAUGUACCUGUUCUUGAGCCCCCUACCCGCGGCACCGAAACGCUCGGUCCUUCCGCUGAGGCAGCCAGAGGGGGUUUGAUAAGCUCGUUUUUAGCGCCUUUCAAAAGCGUGUUCGGUAUUGGCAAAAAGAAAGGGUCGCCGGAAUCGUUGGCUCCGGCAGGCGGUCCGCCAGGGGGGCAAAAUGGAGGGGGCCGGACAAAACGAGCCAAGGGCCAGAAGAAACAAGAGAAGCGAGUUUCGAUCUGGCGGCUCUUCCGAUAUGCCGAUGGGUUGGAUAUAGCGCUGAUGGUGGUUGGCAGCAUUGCGGCGAUAGCCUCCGGGGUGGCGCGCCCGCUUAUGACGCUCCUGCUGGGCCGGCUUAUCAACGCGUUCGGGGCUAACCUGUCAGACCCUAACUACCUGUAUAACCAGGUGGUUAAGAUUGCGCUCGACUUUCUGUACCUGGCGCUUGGGGCUGGCGUUGCUGGGUAUCUUGGCAUGGCGCUGUGGACGUUGGCUGGAGAGCGGCAAGCGACCCGCAUCCGGAAGCGUUAUCUCAAGGCGAUUCUGCGGCAGGACAUCGGUUUCUUCGACGUGGAGACGUCGACGGGAGAGGUGGUCGGGCGCAUGACGGGGGACACGCUGCUCAUCCAGGACGCCAUGAGCGAGAAGGUGGAAGCUUUCAUCCGGCUGAUGGCGCAGGCGGUCGCGGGCUUCGUGAUCGCGUUCACGCGCGGCUGGCUGCUCGCGCUGGUGCUCAUGUCCUGCCUCCCGCUGCUAGUUCUCUCGGGCGGCCUCAUGAUGAUGCGCAUGGCCAAGCUCGCGACGGAGGGGCAGCAGGCGUACGCCGAGGCGGGCAGCCUCGUCGAACAGGUUGUGGGCGCCAUUCGUACGGUUGCGUCCUUCGUGGGCGAGCGCAAGGCGGUGCAGCAAUACGACGCCCGCAUCGAACAGGCGUACAAAACAGGCGUCAAGAGCCGCGCGAGUUCUGGGCUCGGCUUGGGCACCAUGAUCGGCGUGCUCUACGCGACCUACUCGCUCGCGCUGUGGUACGGGUCGCGGCUGAUUGCGAGCCACGGGUACAACGGCGGGGAGGUGCUGAACGUGCUGAUGGCCGUACUUAUCGGCGGCAUGUCCCUGGGCCAGACCUCCCCCAGCCUGGCCGCCUUCGGCGCGGGCCAGGCGGCCGCGUGGAAGAUGUUCUCGGUGAUCGAGCGCCGGCCGUCGAUUGACCACGAGGAUGAGACCGGGAUGACCCUCCCAGCCGUCAAAGGCGACAUCCGGCUAGCCGACGUGCACUUCACUUACCCUGCGCGUCCCGACGUCCCAAUCUUCCAGGGCUUCGACUUGUUCAUCCCAUCGGGACGGACGGUCGCGCUUGUGGGCGAGUCCGGGUCCGGAAAGUCGACUAUCAUCAGCCUCGUUGAGCGCUUCUACGACCCCCAGGAAGGCGCAGUGAUGUUGGACGGUAUCGACAUCCGGAAGUUCCAGGUGAAGUGGUUACGUCAGCAGAUUGGGCUGGUCUCGCAAGAACCGGCCCUCUUCACAGCCAGCAUUCUGGAGAACGUGAGCUAUGGCAAAGAGUCGGCGACCAAGGAAGAGGUGGUCGCAGCCUGCAAGGCCGCCAACGCGCACAAGUUCAUCACCAAGCUGCCGGAAGGCUACAACACGCAGGUGGGCGAGCGCGGAAUCUCGUUGUCCGGCGGUCAGAAGCAGCGGAUCGCAAUCGCGCGGGCAAUUCUCAAGAACCCGCGCAUCCUGCUGUUGGACGAGGCGACGAGUGCCUUAGACACCGAAAGUGAGCGCAAGGUUCAGGCCGCGCUGGACCAGGUUAUGGUGGGACGGACGACCGUUGUCGUGGCGCAUCGCCUGAGCACGGUCAUAAAUGCGGACAAGAUCGCGGUCGUGCAGCGGGGCCAUAUUGUGGAGGAAGGGCCGCACGCGCAAUUGAUGGCCAACGAGAACGGGGCAUAUGCCGCGCUGGUGAAGCUCCAGGCGAUGGCGGCAACCCGCAAACCCGCCAAACCUCCCACCCUCCUCCGCGCCGCCAGCAGCGGCCGCGGCCGCGACCGCGCCCUGAUCUCCCGCAACAGUAACGGCGGCAGCAGUCAUCACGACAGCCACAGCUUCAUUCUGAGGUCACUCACCGUCAGCCUCAGCGGCGGGAGUGACCUCGGCAUGACGUCACGGAGAGUUGGGUUCGCUGACGACAUUGAGGAGACGACGUCAGAGCCGCCCGAGCGGCGCAAGCGCGGCCGCGGGGUCUGGGGGUUCUGGAGGAAGCGCGGCCGCGGGGACGAGGAGGCGGGGACGCGAGAUGAGGCUCCGAGCAUCCCGCUUGGCCGCCUCGCGCGGCUCGCCCGACCCGAGUGGCUCAUCGCGCUUGCUGGCGUCAUUGUCACCGGCUGCAACGGCGCGAUCAUGCCCAUUUUUGCGCUGCUCCUCUCGCGCAUCAUCAACGUGUUCUACAACCCGGACCUAAGCGCGAUGAAGAAGAAGGCGGACUUCUGGGCGGGCAUGUUUCUCAUGCUCGCAAUUCUCAGCUUCGUGUUGCUGAAUUUGCAAUACGCGCUGUUCGGUGUCAUGGGCGAGCGGCUGAUCCGGCGGGUGCGCCACCUGACGUUCAAGGCGGUGCUGCGCCAGGACGUUGCGUGGUUCGACGACGAAAAGAAUUCCACAGGCGCGGUCGGCUCCCGCCUCGAGAACGACGCGUCCGGGGUGAAGGGCAUCGUGGGCGACCAGCUGGCGCUUCUGACGCAGAAUGGCAUCACGCUCAUCAUUGGUUUCGUCAUCGCGUUCCUGGCCAACUGGAAGCUGACGCUUGUCGUGCUCUCGGUCAUGCCGCUCCUGAUCCUGUCGGGCUACUGCCAGAUCUACAUCUUGAAGGGCUCCUCUCAGAAAGCCAAGGUUAUGUACGAGGGCGCUAGCCAGGUGGCAAACGACGCGACGGGAAACAUCCGUACGGUCGCCGCCUUCGGCGCGGAGCAGCACGUCAUGGACCUCUACGACGCGCGGACGGCGGGGCCGCAGAAGGAGGGUGUGAAAAGGUCCCAGAUUAACGGCGCGGCUUUGGGCUUCAACCAGUUUGUGUCAUACGCUGUCUACAGUCUGGCCUUUUGGUACGGGGGAACUCUGGUUAGGGACGGAAGCACCACCUUCCAGAACGUUUUCCAAGUGUUCUUCGCGAUUGCGCUGAGCGCGCAGGGCGUCGCGCAGGGCACCGCGAUGGCGCCCGACAUCGGCAAGGCGAAGGCCGCCGUGCAGUCGAUCUUCGCGGUGCUGGACCGCAAGCCCGCCGUGGACGCGGAUGACGUCAGCGGGAAGAAGGUGGAGCGGCUGGAGGGGAGCAUCGCCUUCAGGGACGUCGACUUCGCGUACCCGUCCCGCCCCCACGUCCAGGUUUUCAACAAGAUGACGUUCGACGUGUCCCCUGGGCAGACAGUCGCUCUGGUGGGCGAGAGCGGCUCCGGCAAGUCGACGGUUAUCUCUCUCGUGGAGCGCUUCUACGAUCCGCAAGGCGGGACCGUCAUGAUCGACGGCUUGGACGUUAGGAAGUAUCAGCUCAAGUCCCUCCGCCAGAACAUGGGCCUGGUGAGCCAGGAGCCGAACCUCUUCGCGCUGUCCAUUCGCGACAACAUUACGUACGGAAAAGACCGCGCCACCGAUGAGGAGAUCGAGGCAGCCGCGCGCGCGGCCAACGCGUGGGGCUUCAUCAGCGCGCUGCCGCAGGGGCUGGAUACGCAGGUGGGCGAGCGCGGCGUCCAGCUGUCCGGCGGUCAGAAGCAGCGGGUCGCCAUCGCACGGGCCAUGCUCAAGGACCCGCGCAUUUUGCUGCUCGAUGAGGCGACCAGUGCGCUGGACGCCGAGUCGGAGCGGUUGGUCCAAGAAGCGCUGAACCGCAUCAUGAAAGGGCGCACCACGAUCGUGAUCGCGCACCGGCUCACGACCAUUCGGAACGCGCACAAAAUCAUGGUGGUCAAAGGGGGGCGAAUCGUGGAGCAGGGAACGCAUGCGGAGUUAGAGGAGAAGGAGGGGGGCGCGUAUCGGAAUCUUGUGCUGCUGAGUGAUGCAUCGACGUCGUGAAAAGGGGGAUUCGGUUCACAGGGGUAAUUUGUUGCGCGGGGGGGGUGCCAAUUGUCGAACGUUGGAUGCAUGCGAAGUUGGAUGAGAAGGAUCGGGGCGCACAUCAAAUCUGGCGAUGUUUGACUUGUCAUGGGGCAAAGGCAACAGAGGAUUUGGAACGCGAACAGAAAAGUCUACGAAAAGUCGACUUUGGUUCAGCUUGAGUGUUGGAUCUAUUGUGUACAUACGGAAUAAGAUCCACAGCGGUUGCCCGAGGGAGAAAUUUAGUUUGGUCGCUUAGAUUUGCGAGAAAAGCUUCGUGUUAAGAGGCUGCUUGGAAGGAAAGUCGUGAAAGAGAUGAUAAUGACACGAGUUGAAUGUAGGCGAGUCGCCUCAGUACAUAGUUUGAGCGCAGGGAUCGGAAAUCUGACCCUAACGGAAGAAAGCGAUAAUUGAGGGACCAAAGAGUUGUAAAUGAGCACGGACGAUGUGCCCCGGACGAGGAUUGUUUCCUUAACGGCAAAGAGUGGAGGGUGUGGAUUUGACGACGGUGAGAGUCUGUAGUACGAGCAUACUGCGGUAGGAAGUAGGACGCUAGCUAGCCACAUUUGUUUCGAGACGAAUUUCGAGUUUGUAAGGAUAGGAAAGCGCGCGCAUACUUGAUCUUUCGUAGACUAUUCCAGAUUGUUUCAACCUAGAGAUGCAUUUCUGGACAAUCAAAUUCCCUUUUGCAAAGUUUGGGGGCGGAUAAACAUUCAGAAGUCCUCACUGACACGCCAGUUUCAAUUGUUAAAAUCUGUCAUCGACUACAAUCAGCAGUGGACGCAUUCUUCACGAAUCUGCAGUGCGGCAAGGUACUCGUGUGACAGUUUCUUAUCUGCAG
This is a messenger RNA of Klebsormidium nitens, 4933 nucleotides long. The record is from the annotation of a GenBank genome assembly. NCBI's taxonomy places the organism in Eukaryota, Viridiplantae, Streptophyta, Klebsormidiophyceae, Klebsormidiales, Klebsormidiaceae.